Messenger RNA from Parnassius apollo (apollo), 6552 nucleotides. NCBI's taxonomy places the organism in Eukaryota, Metazoa, Arthropoda, Insecta, Lepidoptera, Papilionidae. The record is from the annotation of a GenBank genome assembly.
AUGCCGAAGCCACAAGUACAAGAGGGCGAGGACCCCGAUCCAACCCCAUACCUGUUCGUCUCAUUGGAACAGAAACGUAUCGACCAAAGCAAGCCCUACGAUGGUAAAAAAGCUUGCUGGGUACCUGACGAGAAGGAGGGCUUCGUGCAAGGUGAAAUUAAGGCCACCAAGGGCGACCUGGUGACCGUCAGCCUUCCCGGAGGCGAGGAAAAGACACUUAAAAAGGAUCUAAUUGCACAAGUCAACCCGCCGAAAUUCGAGAAAGUCGAGGACAUGGCUGACUUGACUUAUCUUAACGAUGCCGCUGUGCUUCACAAUCUUCGACAACGAUACUAUGCAAAACUAAUCUAUACCAAAGACUUCAAGAAGGAUCUUGUUGCUCAAGUCAACCCGCCUAAGUACGAGAAAUGCGAGGAUAUGUCCAACUUGACAUACCUCAACGACGCUUCGGUUUUGUAUAACUUGAAGCAGAGAUAUUACCAUAAGCUUAUUUACACAUACUCGGGGCUCUUCUGUGUGGCUAUCAACCCCUACAAGAGAUACCCCGUGUACACGACCCGAUGCGCCAAGCUUUACCGAGGCAAGCGUCGCUCGGAAGUGCCGCCUCACAUUUUCGCCAUUUCCGAUGGCGCUUACGUCAACAUGUUGACCAACCACGAGAAUCAAUCUAUGUUGAUUACCGGUGAGUCUGGUGCCGGAAAGACUGAGAACACGAAGAAGGUAAUUGCGUACUUCGCCACCGUCGGUGCGUCGCAAAAGAAGGACCCGUCUCAGGAGAAGAAGGGAUCCCUGGAAGACCAGGUCGUCCAAACUAACCCCGUACUUGAAGCUUUCGGUAACGCCAAGACCGUCCGUAACGACAACUCUUCCCGAUUCGGUAAAUUCAUCCGUAUCCACUUCGGACCUUCUGGUAAACUGGCUGGUGCUGAUAUCGAGACCUAUCUGCUCGAAAAGGCUCGUGUCAUCUCCCAACAAGCCCUGGAACGUUCUUACCACAUCUUCUACCAGAUGAUGUCUGGCUCCGUUCCUGGACUAAAGGAGAUCUGCUUAUUAUCCAACAACGUCAUGGAUUACCACAUCGUAUCUCAAGGCAAGACUAUUAUCCCUGGCGUUGAUGAUGGCGAGGAAAUGAAGCUUACCGACCAAGCCUUCGACAUUCUGGGCUUCACCCAAGAAGAGAAGGACAACGUAUACAAGAUCACCGCCGCCGUCAUGCACAUGGGUUGCAUGAAGUUCAAGCAGAGGGGUCGUGAAGAACAGGCUGAGGCUGACGGAACCGAGGAUGGUGAAAAAGUUGCCAAGCUCCUUGGUGUGGACUGCCAGGACUUGUACAAAAACUUGUUGAAGCCCCGCAUCAAGGUCGGAAACGAGUUCGUGACCCAGGGUCGUAACAAGGACCAGGUCACCAACUCCGUCGGCGCUCUCUGUAAGGGUGUCUUCGACCGUCUGUUCAAGUGGCUCGUUAAGAAAUGUAACGAGACUCUUGACACCAAGCAGAAGAGGCAGCACUUCAUUGGUGUACUGGAUAUUGCUGGUUUCGAGAUCUUCGACUUCAAUGGGUUCGAACAACUUUGUAUUAACUUCACAAACGAGAAACUACAACAAUUCUUCAACCACCACAUGUUUGUGUUGGAGCAAGAGGAGUAUACAAGAGAGGGAAUUCAUUGGGAGUUCAUUGACUUUGGAAUGGACUUAUUGGCCUGCAUUGACCUUAUUGAAAAGUACAACGGUUUCGAGCAACUCUGCAUUAACUUCACAAACGAAAAGCUCCAGCAAUUCUUUAAUCACCACAUGUUCGUGCUCGAACAAGAAGAGUACAAGAAAGAGGGUAUCAACUGGGCCUUCAUCGAUUUUGGAAUGGACUUGCUAGCUUGUAUCGAUCUUAUUGAAAAGUUCAACGGUUUUGAACAACUCUGCAUUAAUUUCACGAACGAGAAACUCCAGCAGUUUUUUAACCAUCACAUGUUCGUACUGGAGCAAGAAGAAUACCAGCGCGAAGGCAUCGAGUGGACUUUCAUUGAUUUUGGCAUGGACCUUCAAAAUUGUAUAGACCUUAUUGAAAAGCCUAUGGGUAUCCUUUCCAUUCUUGAGGAAGAGUCUAUGUUCCCCAAAGCCACUGACCAAACCUUCGUUGAGAAGUUGAUGAACAACCACUUGGGCAAAUCUGCUCCUUUCCUGAAGCCUAAACCUCCCAAGCCAGGUUGCCAGCCCGCUCACUUCGCCAUCGGCCAUUAUGCUGGAAAUGUCGGUUACAACAUCACCGGUUGGCUUGAGAAGAACAAGGACCCUCUUAACGACACCGUUGUCGACCAGUUCAAGAAGGGCGCUAACAAACUGUUGGUUGAGAUCUUUGCUGACCAUCCUGGCCAGUCUGGUGAUGGCGGUGCUGGUGGUGGUGGCAAGGGCGCUGGAGGCAAGCGCGCCAAGGGUUCUGCCUUCCAGACUGUGUCAUCACUCUACAGGGUAAACUUGAAUAUAAUAUUCGAGGUUUGCUUCUGUCUUCAAUGUAGCUUCACUGUUCUCGUCUACAAUACGCUUAGGGCUAGUUUCUUCUGCAUGCAUCGUCAUUGCCGCGGCGGUCGCGGUAAGAAGGGUGGUGGUUUCGCAACUGUCUCCUCCGCAUACAGGGAACAACUUAAUAACUUGAUGGCAACGCUGAGAUCAACCCAACCUCACUUCGUGCGUUGUAUCAUUCCUAAUGAAUUGAAACAGGCUGGUCUCAUCGACUCUCAUCUUGUGAUGCACCAGCUCACCUGUAACGGUGUGCUUGAAGGCAUCCGUAUUUGCCGUAAAGGUUUCCCCAACAGGAUGGUUUACCCUGACUUCAAGCUUCGUUACAAGAUCCUGGCCCCUCAAGCAGCAGACAAGGAAACCGAUCCUAAGAAAAUCGCUCAAGUGAUCCUGGACGCCACGGGUUUGGAUCCCGAAUCGUACCGUCUCGGUCAUACAAAGGUAUUCUUCCGCGCUGGUGUCCUGGGUCAGAUGGAAGAACUGCGUGAUGACAGGUUGGGCAAGAUUGUAUCAUGGAUGCAGGCCUACAUCCGUGGUUACUUGUCUCGUAAAGAGUACAAGAAGCUGCAGGAACAAAGGAUUGCCCUUCAAGUUGUCCAGCGCAACUUGCGCAAGUACUUGCAGCUCCGUACCUGGCCCUGGUGGAAACUGUGGCAGAAGGUCAAGCCUCUCCUCAACGUCACUCGUAUCGAGGAUGAAAUGGCGAAACUGGAGGAGAAAGCACAGAAGGCUCAGGAAGCCUUCGAGAAGGAAGAGAAACUUCGUAAGGAGGUCGAGGCCCUCAAUGCUAAGUUGCUCGAGGAGAAGACUGCUCUGUUGGCUACACUCGAGGGAGAGAAGGGCUCGCUAUCUGAAAUUCAGGAGCGUGCUAACAAGCUCCAGGCACAAAAGGCCGACCUCGAGAACCAACUUAGGGAUACCCAAGAUCGCCUUACUCAAGAAGAAGAUGCCCGCAACCAACUCUUCCAAGCCAAGAAGAAAUUGGAGCAGGAACUUUCUGGCCUUAAGAAGGACAUUGAGGAUCUCGAGUUGUCCGUCCAGAAGUCUGAACAAGACAAAGCCACUAAGGACCACCAGAUCCGCAACUUAAAUGAUGAAAUCGCCCACCAAGAUGAGCUCAUCAACAAGUUGAACAAGGAGAAGAAAAUGCAGGGUGAGACGAACCAGAAGACUGCUGAGGAGCUUCAGGCCGCUGAGGACAAGGUCAACCACCUCAACAAGGUUAAGCAGAAGCUUGAGCAGACCCUUGACGAGCUCGAGGACUCUUUGGAACGCGAAAAGAAACUGCGCGCCGAUGUUGAGAAGCAGAGGAGGAAGGUUGAGGGUGACCUCAAGCUUACUCAAGAAGCUGUUACCGACCUCGAGCGCAACAAGAAAGAGCUCGAACAAACCAUCCAGCGCAAGGAUAAGGAAAUUUCCUCUCUUACUGCCAAGCUUGAAGACGAACAAUCACUGGUCAGCAAACUCCAGAAACAGAUCAAGGAGUUGCAGGCCCGUAUUGAAGAGCUGGAAGAGGAAGUCGAAUCCGAACGCCAGGCUCGUGCAAAGGCUGAGAAACAGCGUGCCGACCUCGCUCGUGAGCUUGAGGAGCUUGGUGAGCGUUUGGAAGAGGCCGGUGGUGCCACAUCUGCUCAGAUUGAGCUUAACAAAAAGCGUGAGGCUGAGCUCAGCAAGUUGCGCCGUGAUCUUGAGGAGGCUAACAUCCAACACGAGGCUACCCUUGCCAACCUUCGCAAGAAGCACAAUGAUGCUGUUGCUGAGAUGGGCGAGCAACUCGACCAGCUCAACAAGCUUAAAGCUAAGGCUGAGAAAGAGCGCUCUCAAUACUUUAGCGAAGUCAAUGACCUUCGUGCGGGUCUCGACCACUUGGCCAACGAAAAGGCUGCCCAAGAGAAGAUCGUCAAGCAACUUCAGCACCAGCUUAACGAAGUCCAGAACAAGGCUGACGAGGCCAACCGUACCCUCAACGACCUGGAUGCCGCCAAGAAGAAGUUGUCUAUUGAGAACUCCGACCUUCUCCGCCAGUUGGAGGAGGCUGAGUCACAGGUGUCGCAGCUAUCCAAGAUCAAGGUGUCGCUCACCACUCAGCUUGAAGACACUAAGAGGCUCGCCGACGAGGAGGCCAGGGAACGCGCUACUCUACUUGGCAAGUUCCGCAACUUGGAACAUGACUUGGACAACAUCCGUGAGCAAGUCGAAGAGGAAGCCGAAGGCAAGGCUGAUCUGCAGAGACAGCUUUCCAAGGCUAACGCUGAGGCUCAGCUAUGGCGUUCCAAGUACGAGUCCGAAGGUGUUGCUCGCUCUGAAGAGCUCGAAGAGGCCAAGCGUAAGCUCCAGGCUCGCCUUGCCGAGGCUGAGGAGACUAUCGAAUCCCUCAACCAGAAGGUCGUUGCCCUCGAAAAGACCAAGCAGCGCCUUGCCACCGAAGUCGAGGACUUGCAACUCGAGGUUGACCGCGCUACUGCCAUCGCUAACGCCGCUGAGAAGAAACAGAAGGCCUUCGACAAAAUUAUCGGUGAAUGGAAACUCAAGGUUGACGACCUUGCUGCUGAACUCGAUGCCAGCCAGAAGGAAUGCCGCAACUACUCCACUGAGUUGUUCCGUCUCAAGGGUGCCUACGAAGAAGGCCAAGAGCAACUUGAGGCCGUCCGCCGUGAGAACAAGAACCUCGCUGAUGAAGUUAAGGACUUGCUUGACCAAAUUGGCGAAGGUGGCCGCAACAUUCACGAAAUUGAGAAGGCCAGGAAGCGCCUGGAAGCCGAAAAAGACGAACUCCAGGCUGCUCUUGAAGAGGCUGAGGCCGCUCUCGAACAAGAGGAGAACAAGGUUCUGCGUGCUCAGCUCGAACUCUCUCAGGUCAGACAGGAGAUUGACAGGAGGAUCCAGGAGAAGGAAGAGGAAUUCGAAAACACCCGCAAGAACCACCAACGUGCCCUUGACUCCAUGCAAGCUUCCCUCGAAGCUGAGGCUAAGGGUAAGGCUGAGGCCUUGCGCAUGAAGAAGAAGCUCGAGGCUGACAUCAACGAACUUGAAAUCGCCCUUGACCACGCCAACAAAGCUAACGCUGAAGCACAGAAGAACAUUAAGCGCUACCAACAACAGAUCAAGGAUCUGCAGACCGCUCUUGAAGAAGAACAGCGUGCUCGUGAUGAUGCCCGUGAACAACUCGGCAUCUCUGAGCGUCGUGCUAACGCUCUUCAGAACGAGCUCGAAGAGUCCAGAACACUCCUGGAACAGGCCGACCGUGCCCGUCGCCAGGCAGAACAAGAACUUAGCGAUGCUCACGAACAGCUUAACGAACUGUCCGCCCAGAGCGCUUCUCUCUCUGCUGCUAAGAGGAAACUCGAGUCCGAACUUCAAACCCUGCACUCUGACCUGGAUGAGCUCCUCAACGAAGCUAAGAACUCUGAGGAGAAGGCUAAGAAGGCUAUGGUUGAUGCUGCCAGGCUCGCCGAUGAACUCCGUGCUGAACAAGAACACGCCCAAACUCAAGAGAAACUCCGCAAGGCACUUGAACAACAGAUCAAGGAACUGCAGGUCAGGCUUGAUGAGGCUGAGGCUAACGCACUCAAAGGAGGCAAGAAGGCCAUCCAAAAACUCGAACAGAGGGUCCGAGAACUCGAGAACGAACUGGACGGUGAACAGAGAAGACACGCUGACGCACAAAAGAACCUUCGCAAGAGUGAGAGGCGUAUCAAGGAGCUUUCCUUCCAGGCUGAGGAAGACCGCAAGAACCACGAGCGUAUGCAAGACCUCGUCGACAAACUGCAACAGAAGAUCAAGACUUACAAGAGGCAGAUUGAGGAGGCAGAAGAAAUCGCCGCUCUCAACUUGGCUAAAUUCCGCAAAGCUCAACAGGAGUUGGAAGAGGCUGAGGAAAGGGCAGACCUCGCUGAGCAGGCUAUUAGCAAAUUCCGUGGCAAGGGACGCGCAGGAUCUACUGCGAGAGGAGUCAGCCCGGCGCCCCAACGUUCGCGCCCCGGCUUCGACGGUUUCGGCACCUUCCCACCAAGGUUCGAUCUGGCGCCCGAAGAGUUCUAA